GGACUCUUUAUGCACCACAUUCUCCACAAUCACCCAGAGCAUAGAUCCCAAAACACCUGUCAUCAUGGCCUCUCAACCUUCUGCUGAUAUCCGGCUGUACAAGAACAGAGCUUCAUACUCUCUUCGAGCCGCGCUCGACAUCUUUCGUGAAGGAAUGGUCGCCCAUGUCGCCUUCGUGCACCCUGGGGAUGAAGAGGGGGAGAGCAAGCAGCGGCGCAAAGAGACAAUAAUGAAUAUCCCGCUUAUCACCGUAAUGGUAUGCGAAGGGGAGGAUGAGGACGACCAGGAUAGCUAUGUGGUAUAUCUUCAUUCUCAUAAAUACUCUGGAUUAGUGGAGGCCUGCACAAGAGGAAGCGGUAAUUUCACCGCAACCACUACGCGAAUUGACGGUUUGGUUCUCUCUCCCACUGCACACGAUCACAGUCUCAACUACCGCAGCGCUACGCUUCACCUUCAUGAGCCUGUUGUCCUCUCCGACGAAACUGAUCACGAAGAAAAACGAGCCGCUCUCGCUGCCGUUACCAACACCAUUUUGGGGUACGACCGUAUCGCAAGUGUUGGACAACCUAUGGACGCCAAUGUCAAGGGCACAACAGUUAUACGGUGUAAGAUUUCUGCCGUGAGCUGUAAGCAAAGAUAUGGCGCAUUCAAUGGGGGAAAGGAACCGGUGACUGAGGUGAUCCCUGGUGAAGAAGCAAAUGCCUUCAAAGGUGUUAUUCCUUGCUGGACGCAAUGGGGGAAUCUGAUAGGGUUUGGCAAUGAUAGAGAAGAGUUGGAGUUGUUGUUCGAAAGUAGGAAUGUGGAAGGGAAAGUUUUUGCGCAAAAAUCGGCUUGGGCUCAUGAAGAUGGAGCGAUUGAGGGGUUGGGCAAGAAGAGAAAGCCUGUCACAAGAUUAUGAUAGCGAUACAAGAUGUACAUCAUGAUGCAACAUACAUCUAUG
Molecule: messenger RNA, 940 nt
Organism: Cryptococcus deneoformans JEC21
Lineage: Eukaryota; Fungi; Basidiomycota; Tremellomycetes; Tremellales; Cryptococcaceae
Exons: 3
Coding region: 65-898 (277 amino acids)
Source: RefSeq, a predicted model, not a curated record